This is a messenger RNA of Carcharodon carcharias (great white shark), 864 nucleotides long. RefSeq names its product coiled-coil domain containing 153 (gene drc12). The transcript is spliced from 8 exons. The record is from RefSeq and is a predicted model, not a curated record. The coding region runs from base 1 to 864 and encodes 287 amino acids. Lineage: Eukaryota; Metazoa; Chordata; Chondrichthyes; Lamniformes; Lamnidae.
AUGACUGACGUCCUGAUGCAGUUUAUGAUUGGUGGCCCUCAUGUCAAUCAGAAGAUGUCCGGCUGGAGAAUCGAUCGACCCAGUCCUGGCAGAAGCAGCAUCGACCCGACAGGCUGUGAUUGUAUUUCAAGCAUCCGCAGUAUUGUGCUUUUAUGGCAGAAGUUUUUGCCCCUGUCCUCGGGUUUGAGAAGGAAAGAAAGAGCGGCCAGGGCCGUGGCUGGCCGCUGUGCAGGGGAACGCGUGCGAGCGAAGGGUUCAGGACAUUUGAGGAAAAUGCCGCCCAAGAAUAAAGGGAAGGCAAAAAAAGGAAAGAAAGGAGCAGAAGGAGACAAUAUUGAGGAGAAAUACAAGAGGACAGUUCAUCAAGUGGAAUCGCUCAAAGAUCAGUUAGUUCUGCGGAGGGAUAUUGCAAGACAGGCUCUGCUGGUUAAAGAAGAGUGGAAGGCAAAGCUGCAAGUUCUCAAGAAUGAUUUGAAUGAAGAACAAGAGGUUAAGAAGGCGAUACAUUCAGAUAUGACUCGUCAGUACAAGACAUUGCGGUCUGACAUGGACCUCCGAGUCCAUCAGUUGGAGAUUGAGGUCAGUCACCUGCAGCAACAACUCACAUCAUGUCAGCAACAAUUAGCAAGAACUCAGGAGGAGAAGCUCCAGAUCAUCAAGGAGAAAGAUUCCACCAUCAAAGAGCUCCAGAGCAAGAUAGACAACAUGGAAACUGAGUAUGAGGUCAUCCUCCAUGACAGCUUGGACAUGCUACUAAACAAGCUGGAAAUGGCCAGAAGUCAGUGGGAGAAAACAGCAACCCGUUUCCAUUUGGAACAGAAGCGGAAACUGCUGGAAUUUGGGCUCAACCCACUGGAGAUUUAA